This is a messenger RNA of Triticum dicoccoides, 1584 nucleotides long. RefSeq names its product lipid phosphate phosphatase 2-like. Gene Ontology annotation, biological process: phospholipid dephosphorylation; phospholipid metabolic process. NCBI's taxonomy places the organism in Eukaryota, Viridiplantae, Streptophyta, Magnoliopsida, Poales, Poaceae. Gene Ontology annotation, cellular component: membrane. The record is from RefSeq and is a predicted model, not a curated record. Gene Ontology annotation, molecular function: phosphatidate phosphatase activity. The coding region runs from base 329 to 1303 and encodes 324 amino acids. The transcript has 10 exons.
UGUCGCGGCACGGCAGACGGCACCGCCCUCCGCACCCAACCACAAUUCCUGCUCCGGCACCCCCUUCUCCACCCUUCUCUCCUCUCUUUCCCUCCCCCCUCGUCGCCGGCGAAACUCCCCGGAUCCAUCCGUCCCUCUGUUCCAUCGCCACCCUCUCCACCUCCAAGGGUUUAAUUCCGAGGGUGACUUUCCCAGCAUCUCCAGCCUGCCUCCGGCGUAAUUCCAUUCCGCGUCUUCGAUGCGUGGUGGGCGCAACACGCUCUGCAUUGGAUCUCUGCUCUAGUAUUGCUCUGCAAAGAUUGCCCGGCUGUGGAUCCGGGCGUGCUCUAUGAGUUCAAACUGCGCACAAACCACCGAGGGUCUUGGCGCACCGGUUUCUGGCCAGCCGGCUAGGAUGCAGCAGGUUCAGCACACGGUUCAGACGCACGGAUAUGGACUGGCCAGAAAGCACACAUACGACUGGGUCGUUCUUAUUCUCCUAGCCACGGUCGUGGUCGUCUUGCAUUAUGCUCCCCCGUUUAACCGGUUCGUCGGGAAGGAUAUGAUGACUGAUAUUAGGUACCCGGUGAAACCAAGUACUGUGCCAGCAUGGGCUGUUCCUGUAAUCUCUAUGCUGUGCCCUGUGCUUGUCUUCAUAGCACUGUAUGUUGCUAGAAGAGACGUCUAUGAUCUUCACCACGCAACACUAGGUGUUAUUUUUGCUGUGCUGAUCACUGCCGCUUUCACUGAUGUGAUAAAGAAUGCUGUGGGGAGACCUAGGCCAGACUUCUUUUGGCGGUGCUUUCCUGAUGGAAGGCCGGUAUAUGAUCAAGUGACAGGUGGUGUGAUCUGCCAUGGCGAGAAAGGUUUCUUAACCGAUGGGCGCAAGAGUUUUCCUAGUGGACACACGUCGUGGUCUUUUGCUGGACUUGGAUUUUUGUCACUAUACUUAUCUGGCAAAAUUAAGGCGUUUGAUCGCAAAGGUCACGUGGCAAAACUUUGCAUCGUGAUUCUUCCUCUUCUUCUUGCUUCGCUUGUUGGGAUUUCUAGAAUAGACAACUAUCGACACCACUGGGAGGAUGUGUUUGUCGGCGGCCUGAUUGGAUAUAUCAUGGCAGUGCUGUGCUAUCUGCACUUUUUCCCUCCUCCAUAUCACCAUCAAGGUUGGGGGCCCUAUGCAUACUUCCACAUGCUGGAGGAGCUUGAGGCAGGCAAUUCAAAUAAUGCACAAAACCAACAGUCUGCAGGUCAGCAUCAUAUCGGAUUGACCGGCCAACACCAUAACGGGAGAUCAAGAAAUGAUUUGGAAUCUGGAAGUGUGUAACUCACCCCUCUGUGGAACCGACUAGCGUACCUUGUACAGUAAGCAUGCCUUAAAAACUUCUUUAUGUGUGCACUUAGCAAGUAUUAGGUGUUUAGAACUAGAUAUGUGCUAUCUCCACCUCAGGUUUAUGCCUGUUCAUCUUGUGUACAAAGAUCACUCGCUCAGUAUAUUCUGACCUAGUUGUUCUAGGGCCACCUGUUGUAUCUAAAUCAUGUGUUAACAUCGUAGACCAUGUGAGUGGCCGGUGGAAGUACUGAGUACGAACUUAUUCCGCUGUUAAA